ACAGAUCUAGUUGUUAUAUUGCAGCCUUUAUCAGGACUAUAAACUGAGUCAACCUUGAGAAUAGACAGUGAAGGUUUGAUUAUAAUGCAUAGCUUAUAAAUGUGUAAUAUUUAUUGCACUGGUAUAUAUCGAUCUAUAGGCCUACCUCACUCUGUUGUUGUUUUUUCUUGCUAUUUUGGAAGGAUACGUUUAUGGUAGAAGUUUGAAUUGGGAUUCUAUAUACCUUUUUUAAUAGGCAAGCAACACAUUUAAACCCAUAUGAAGCUUCAAUAAAUGCUUAGAAAAACUUAAACUACAAAGUUGACACAAUCAACGCAAUCUAGAAAUGUAUGAAGAAGAUGACUUUGAAGUCAUCCCCGAGCCUCGAAAUGACGAGAGUUUUAUUUUUAACUCGGACCUUUCCUCGGACCCACUGGAGGAUUAUCUUUUGGAUGGGGCAAACGAAGUCGACGCUAUGCCUAGUCUAAGAGCACCGACAACAGAAAAAGCAUGUGAACAAAUUGGAUCGCCAGAGCCAUUUUCACUGUUGAAGUCCUCACUGACAGAAUCAUUGACCAGCAUGCAAAUCUUGCAGCCCUAUCAACUGGCCUAUCGGGUGAGGUAUCUGCUUAGCCAGCUUCAGAGCCUGAAUCUCGAGGCUUACUCGGACAAGAAGCAACUCCUGGACGAGUUGCUGAAACUACUCAGACUGUACAAGAACAUGUUGACAGUGAUAGAAGCUGAGUUGAUAGACUACAAGAUUGUAGAUGUAUUGCUCACUAUUUUCACAUCUGCCUGCACACAAGAAGAAAGAGAAGGCGUUUUACAAGCUUUUACCGCACUCAAAACUUCUGCAAUGGAACUAUUCGUCAGAAUUACAGAACUGAGUGAUGUCAUCUGUCAGGCCAUGUCAAGAAAAGAUAUUUUUCGAAUUUUCAAGAAAGUGCUAAAAGGCGAUGUGACAAUGACGCCAUGUCUGCCAGUAGAGGCUGACACAAAGAAACGAUGGAUACUUCACGUUCUAUUGAAUAUUGUCUCCAGAGAGUUCCGUAGGACUGAAGAGCUGGAAAAGUCAAACAUCCUAAAGACUCUUGGACUCUAUACAGCAGAAAAAGAUGAGUUUCUGCAAACUGCUGCCAUUCUCAUAAUAAUAAUCACAUCAGAAAAUAAAGUACAGGAUCAAUCUGUGGGUCAAGUUGCAGCUCUGCUGGUUUCCUGGUUGAGAGAAGCUCUGGAGAACCAGAAAGAAAGAAGAAGCAGGAACGGCUUGCACAUUUCGACACUUGUAAAUCUACUCAAGAAACUAGCAAGCUUCGAAAAGAACGUAGAUAUGAUCUUGGAUCUUAUAAAAAGAAACGAAAUUCAGGAACUGGUCAGAAAUCUUCAGGGGGACCCCACGUUAACAGACAGUUUUAGUCAACUGCUUCCACUGCUUGGAUUACAUUUCUCACCUCUCUCAAUUGAACAGGGAAAAGGAGAGCUACAUCAGGUUGAAAGGAAACCACAAGAUGUUGAUCUAUUGAUAGUGGGGAAAACAGGAACUGGCAAAAGUGCAACCGGAAAUUCUAUACUGGGACGAAAUGUUUUUAAAAGUACAUCCAGUACUACUUCCGUGACUCGAGAUGUUGCUUACGACGUGGCAGGAUUCGACGGAAGGGUCAUAAAGGUGGUGGACGGUCCUGGAGUCGGGGAUACCCUUAGCAUCAAGGAUAUUGACAAGGCCACGCAGAUGAUUGUCGAAUGCAUGAAGGACGCUGUCAUCCUUAACCCGAAGGGCUAUCACGCUUUCCUUCUGACAAUAAGAUACGGGUCAAGGCUCACGGCGGAGGAUAAAGAAGCCAUUAGAAUGUUAAAGAAAAUAUUUGGCAACGACUUUGUCAAGAAAUAUUGCAUCCUACUUAUCACUUGUGGAGAUUACUUCAAGGGAGACCAGAGCGAGACUGCAGUCACAUUCCAAGAAUGGUGCAACCAGCAAGGUGGAGUGUUUAGGGAUCUGUACCAGGAAUGCGACAAGCGGGCCAUUUUAUUUGACAAUAUGACCAAAGACAGCUCAGUCAGAGAAGAGCAGCUGAAAGCUCUACUGGCAAUGGUAGAUUCGAUGCAAAAUGAGAGCAAAAGGUACACGAACCAUCAUUUCCAAAAGGCUGAAGACAAUCGUAAAGAGCUAAUGGCCCAAGUAAGAGAGCCGAUGGUGCAGGAAGAAGCGAUGAAAGAGAUCAGCCUUAUACUGCAAGAGUUUUCUUCCUGUCAUCAGUUCAACCUCAAAGAUAAAAAGAAACUCGAAGAUCUGUUCUGUAGGGCGACUCAGACCCACCUUCGGGUCAUCGAAGCAGACAACGGCACUGGCGUUUUAAGCAAAACCCUUGAAACCACCUCUGCAGUCCGCAAGACCAUAUCCGACAGGCUGGAAACCUUGAGAAAAUUUGCUAAAGAGAAGCUUGACUCUUCCAAAAAGGAGACAGAGCUCAGACAGAAAUAUCAGGAGACGGAAGAUAUCUUGAAGGAGGAGAUGAAAUCUUUAAGUGAAGAUCUCCAAAGCUUACAACACCAUGAAGCCAGCCACCCUACUAAUGUACAAGAUAUGUGGGUAUGGGCAGAGAGGAUGGAAGAGAGACAACAGGAACUGAGGGCGGAACUGGAACGAGAAAGACUUCAACAACAGGAGGCAUUUGAAUUGGAAAAAUCGAAACUUGAAGCUAUGCUCAACAACCUAAGUAUCGAAUCACAAGAAAAACAAGCCCAGGUCCAGCAGCUGUCUUUAGAGGUCGAACACUUAAAACGCAGCGAAAAAGAAAAGGCUGAAAAACUGGAGAAGCUCAAAGAACAAGAAGGAAACCUACAUAAAAUAAAGAAGAAUAUGGAAGAAAAUCGAAUUCACUAUGAGCGGGAUCUCCAGAGAGUAAAACGAGAAAACGAAACCAGAAUUAAGUCUGAAAUGGAAUCGAUGCAAGAACGAUACAAGAGGGAUGCCGAGAUCGCGAAUUCAAAAUACGAGACGAUUAAACGCGAUUAUGAGGAAUUAGUGAAGACAAAUGCUAAAAAGAAAAAAUUUUGUUUCAUAUUCUAAACAUAAGGCAGUGUUUUUGUUUUGUUUAAUUCAAAUACAAGGAUCCCAGAGAAUUAUGUUUGUUACUUUGCUGUUUGAAGCCUUUACGGGAAUAUUCUGCGUUCAUACAAGUUGCAAAUAUUAUUUUAUAUUAGUGUAUAAUGUAACAAGUGACUAUUAUUGUUUAACUCUUUCUCUUCUAGUCGACGAUACCAUCGUUGAUUUUAACCUAAAUUAAUGUUUAAUUUUUUAAACUUGACUUUGAAUUAUAUAAAAAGAGCAUGCAUUCCCCUUUAGUUCUAUACCAGAUACAACAUUUUCUGAUAACAAACAACAAAGCUAUUGAAGCCCAAUCAUAACAGGGGUAGUGAAAUAGUAAUGAGCAAAUGAAGAAUUCCUUCAAAACGUGGAAAAAUAAUUACGGAGAGAAAGAGUUAAAGUUGUGUGAAUAAUAAAUGACGUAGAAAUGAUAACAAAUGUCGAUUUUUUUUUUUAAAUGUAGCUUGUAAAUUAACUGGAUUUUGGUUACCUUCUUGAAAUGUUUCUGAGACAGACAGACGAACGUUCAGGUCAUACGUAGACCCAAACUUUCUUGUCUUCAGUGCCAGUUUUUGUAAGCGUCCUGAAGCCUCCACAUUUCAAACAUAUUUUU
Biomphalaria glabrata is the source of this 3677-nucleotide messenger RNA. RefSeq lists its product as uncharacterized. The transcript has 13 exons. NCBI's taxonomy places the organism in Eukaryota, Metazoa, Mollusca, Gastropoda, Planorbidae. Gene Ontology annotation, molecular function: GTP binding. The record is from RefSeq and is a predicted model, not a curated record. Bases 326 to 3046 code for a protein of 906 amino acids.